AAUAUAUAUUUUUUUUGUCAACAAAACUAAUUUUAUCAUAACUUUUAUUUUGUAUUUAAUUUUUGAUAUAAUCUAGUGUUUUUUUUUAUAACAAAUAAAAAUGGAAAAUGAUUAUUUUGAGUGUCAUCCACGUCAUGGCCGACUCCAUAAAAGUAAAUCAUCGGGUCCAAAAAAAUUAUUGAAACAACAAAAUGUAUCUCAUUGUGAAUGUACAAGUAAAAAUCCAAGAUUAAAAAAAGUUAGAAGUCCAUUAACUUGUCAUAAAGAUCGUGAUUGUCGAAUAAAUUCAAACGAAAAUAGUGAAGAAGAAAAACCAUCUUUUUUAAAUUCACCAGGCUUAUCAUCAAUUGCUGAAGAUCAAAAAAAUGGAAAAAAUAUAAAUAAAAAAAUAAACAAAGUUAUGGAAGAUGCUCUGAUACGAGAACCUGAUGGUUUUAUUAAUGAAAAAAAUAUUUCGCGUCACAUUGGAAAAUCAAUGACAAGUACUUCAACAACAUCAGAUCAAGAUGACAAUUCAGAUGAAUCAAAAAAUCAUCAUGAAAAUCACAGUGACUUAUCACAUUUAAUUAAACUCCGGUGGAAAUAUUUAAAUCAAAUUCAACAUGAUCUCAAGUGUCUUCAUGAUUUAGAAAAAUAUAUUGAAAGUCGUAUUACACCAAGUUUAAUUUUUCAAAACAAUUCAAGAACUUCAAAGAUUAUGAAUUCAACAAAGGGUCGUCCUACAACACGACAUAAUCGCUCUAAUAAUUUUUUGUAACGAGAAAAUAUAUAUAAUUAUAAUUUUCUUUGCUCAAAU
Messenger RNA from Aphidius gifuensis, 796 nucleotides. RefSeq lists its product as uncharacterized. The transcript has 4 exons. Bases 101 to 757 code for a protein of 218 amino acids. The record is from RefSeq and is a predicted model, not a curated record. Lineage: Eukaryota; Metazoa; Arthropoda; Insecta; Hymenoptera; Braconidae.